Adineta steineri is the source of this 243-nucleotide messenger RNA. The record is from the annotation of a GenBank genome assembly. Lineage: Eukaryota; Metazoa; Rotifera; Eurotatoria; Adinetida; Adinetidae.
AUGAAUCCUCGAGGAGUAAUUGUUGAUAAUUUGGGUCAAAUCUAUGUGGUAGAUUGUUGGAAUAGUCGAGUAAUGCGUUGGUGUGAAGGAGAUGAAGAAGGUGAAAUUGUUACUGGUGGAAAUGGUGAAGGAGACGAACCAAAUCAAUUGUAUAAUCCCUAUGGAUUAUCAUUUGAUAAUGAAGAAAAUCUUUAUGUUUCUGAUCAAUGGAAUCAUCGAAUCCAAAAAUACCAAAAAAUUUAA